Messenger RNA from Tympanuchus pallidicinctus (lesser prairie-chicken), 2160 nucleotides. RefSeq names its product occludin (gene OCLN). Gene Ontology annotation, biological process: snRNA transcription by RNA polymerase II; positive regulation of transcription elongation by RNA polymerase II; bicellular tight junction assembly. The transcript has 8 exons. The record is from RefSeq and is a predicted model, not a curated record. Gene Ontology annotation, cellular component: membrane; bicellular tight junction; transcription elongation factor complex. Gene Ontology annotation, molecular function: cis-regulatory region sequence-specific DNA binding. Bases 95 to 1624 code for a protein of 509 amino acids. NCBI's taxonomy places the organism in Eukaryota, Metazoa, Chordata, Aves, Galliformes, Phasianidae.
CGGGGCUCCCCCCGGAGGCGGAAACCGGGGCCGGUCCUGUCCCGCAGCGCUCCCGGCUGCCAUUUUAAGGUGAACAAAGCGGCGGAGGGCCACCAUGUUCAGCAAGAAGUCCUACGACGGCCCCCCUGCGGGUUACGGCCCCCCGAUGGGGUACGGCCCCCCGAUGGGGUACGGCCCCCCCACGGGUGAUUACGGCUACGGGUCGCCGCCGCCGGGCUCCUACUACGUGGAGGACACCCCGCAGCACUUCUACAAGUGGACGUCGCCUCCCGGCGUGGUGCGGGGGCUGCAGGCGGGGAUCCUGGUGCUGUGCAUCGCCAUCUUCGCCUGCGUCGCAUCCACGCUCGCCUGGGACUACGGCCUGGGGGGGACCUACGGCACCGGGCUGGGGGGGUACUACGGCUCCAACUACUACUAUGGCAGCGGGCUGAGCUACAGCUACGGCUACGGGAGCUACUAUGGAACGGUGAACCAGCGCACGGCCAACGGCUUCAUGAUGGCCAUGGCCGUGCUGUGCUUCCUGGCCCAGCUGGGGCUGCUGGUGGCGGCGCUCAGCAAAUCCAGGGCCAUGCGCUCGCGGCGCUUCUACCUGCUGGUCCUGGUGCUCAGCGCUGUGCUGGCCUUCGUCAUGCUCAUCGCCUCCAUCGUCUACAUCAUAGGUGUCAACCCGCAGGCGCAGAUGUCCAGCAGUUACUACUACAGCCCCUUGCUAGCCAUGUGCAGCCAGGCCUAUAGCACCAGCUACCUCAACCAGUACAUCUACCACUACUGCACCGUGGACCCCCAGGAGGCCGUGGCUGCUGUCUGUGGGUUCCUCAUCGUCGUGCUGCUCUGCCUCAUCUGCUUCUUCGCCCAGAAGACGCGCAGCAAGAUCUGGCGCUACGGCAAAGCCAACAUCUACUGGGACCGUGCGCCCGUGGUGCAGGAGGGGCCCAACGUGGAGGAAUGGGUGAAGAACGUGGCGGAUGGGGCCAGCGUGCAGGACGAGACGGCCACUCUUGCCUACUCAGAGAAGCCCACCAGCCCUGUCACUGCCCCCCCCUACAGCUACGUGCCCCCCCCCAACACCAGCUACUACCCCUCAGGCACCUACAGCAGCCGGGGCGACCAGCCGGAUCGGGCCCUCAGUGCCAGCCCUGUGCAGGUGGAGGAGGAGGAGGAGAAGGGGAAGGAUCAGCCCAGCAGACCCUCCGCCCGCCGUGGCCGCCGCCGCCGCCGCAACCCCGAGUUGGAUGAGUCCCAGUAUGAGACCGACUACACCACAGCUGUGGAGUCUGGUGAUGAGCGGGACCAGGAGCAGUGGGCCAGCCUGUACCCCCCCAUCACGUCGGACAGCACUCGGCAGCGCUACAAGCAGGAGUUUGACACCGACCUGAAGCGCUACAAGCAGCUCUGUGCCGAGAUGGACAGCGUCAACGACCGCCUCAAUCAGCUCAGCCGGCAGCUCGACAGCAUCGCCGAGGACAGCCCUCAAUACCAGGAUGUGGCAGAGGAAUACAACCAGCUGAAAGACCUGAAGCGGAGCCCAGACUACCAGAGCAAGAAGCAGGAGAGCAAGGUGCUGCGCAACAAGCUCUUCCACAUCAAGCGCAUGGUGGGUGCUUACGACAAGGUGCGGGGGUAACCAGCACCAGGAGGAGGAGGGGGGGGCACCCCAACCCCCCCCCACCACCACACAGACUUUUGUGCAUUUUGUACCUUUUUGUAAAAAAAACCAAACAACAAAACACACCCAAACACAUCCAUCCCCCCCCCCAAAGCGCUCACCGCCCCGCUUCCAUCCACUGUGAAUGCACUGGGUGAGUGCUGGGGGCUGCUCCCCCCCCCUCGUGUUGUAAUUAUGGCAGUGUUGGGGGGGAAGGGGGGGGUUGUGGAAGGCCAACGUCUCUGGGAAAGGCUGGGGUCUGCAGCAGCAUCACGGCCCCCCUGGCACCCUGGGUACCAGAGCGGUACCUUGAGCACGCAGCCCAGGGCGGGCAGAGCAUCCCUUGGGAUGUGGGGCUGGGGAUGUGGGGCUGGGCUGGGGAGGGGGGGGCAGAACCUUCGGAGAGAGUCAGAGCUUUUUUGGGGAGGCGUUUUGUAAGGAACUGGCUGAAACUGUGUAAUAUUUUUUGUUUUUUUCUAAAGAAUAAUAAAUGAAGUGUAUGGAUUGAUUUUCAA